CUGCUUCCAGUAUGCUCAGUCCCAAUCGCGAGGCCUUCCCUUCUAUGUAUGAGACAUGAACGCCUAUCGCUGCGCCCUCAAGGCGAGGGGCUCCCUCCGCCGCAGCACGUCUGAAGCCAUUGAGGCUGCCACGCCCUUUACGCAGGUCGCGCGCUUUGGCAACAGCGUUCGCCCAGAGGCUCCCGAAGACAAUCCGCCCAGCAAGUCGCAGCUGGUCAAUCCCGACGACGUCGACCAUGAGCGCGAGUUCAUCUUGUCCGUGCUCAGCACGACCGCGACCAAGCGCGACGCGAGGUCUUACCUUGCGCGCUACACGUCGCAAAAGCCGUCGCUCCCUAAGCUGGCCAAGAAGGUCCAGGACGCGGCCAACAAAGAUGUCGCAGCAGCCGAGCGCCACAAUGAUUGGAGGCUGAAGAAGACGGGCGUCAACCUGGGCAACCUCUAUGUGCCCGCCAAGGCCAUACAGGAGAGCCCCGUCUUUGCGCAUCAGCCCCUGCCGGAAAAGACGCCCAAGGAAACCGACUUGCCCCUCCACGUUGCGCUGGUGAAGGUGAGGGAGCCGCAGUUGUGGGACGAAGCCACGCUCUACGGCGUGAGCUUGACCCUCGGCCAGCUCGUCCGAUUGGGACUUAAUAUCGCCGUGGUCAUUGACCCUGACGAAGAGACGACCCCGGAAAUCCUAGAGAAGUUUACCAACGACUGGAGGCGCAAGGUCAUGCAGCAAUCGGACCGCCUUGUCGAGGCUCUGCGCCGACACACGCCCGCGGGAGCUCUGCGCGUCAACGAUGCUCUGAGCCUUUCCACCAUUGAGCAGGAAUUGCCAUCCAGCGUGCAGGUUCGUGGAGGAGUAGAAGUGGAGUACCCCAAUCUGCUUUUGCCGCUGCUGCAAUCCGGGACUAUCCCUGUGAUACCGCCGAUAGCAUUUACCAGGGACGACUUCAAGAUAAGCCGAGUACAUCCCGAUGACGUUGUGCUUGCCUUGACGCGCGAGCUCUCUGGCAUCAGGUCGAGGGCGCUCGCGGGCGAGUAUGCGCGGCCAAACCACGCGACGUUGCUGGAAAAGGUCAUUGUGCUCGACCCCCUUGGCGGGAUACCGUUCCCCAACCGGGACGACCGGGCUCAUGUAUUCAUCAACCUCGAGCAAGAGUACCCGCAAAUCCGAAAGGAUCUCACAGAAGCGACAGAGUUUGUGAAAGCGACGUUACCGAAGUCAAACGGCCAGGAACAAUCUUCCGUCUUGGGGAACUCGAAUCCGUUUUCCAAAUUCGCGGAGCGCGAGAUCCCCUCGCUGUACGUAGAGCCGCGGCGCGGCAGUCGCGCGGCCCUGUCCUCCGCUGGCAAACCGAGCCGACACCUCAAGAACCUGGACCUGGUCCAGCGCGCGCUGACGCUUCUGCCACCCUCGUCGUCAGCGCUCAUCGUCACGCCGGCCGAGGCCGCCAUCUCCGCGGGGCGACCGUCCUUUGUCGCGCCCGGCGUGGCAACGCGACGGUCCAAGAACCCGCUGAUCCACAACCUGCUCACGGACAAGCCGCUGGUGUCGUCGUCGCACCCGGACUCGCCGAUUGCGGCCAUCCCGUCGAUCCUGCCCGCCACGUUCGUCAAGCGCGGCAUGCCGCUGAGCGUGUUCCCGGACACGCAGCGGGCAGCGUGGAUGCCGCCGCGGGCGGGCGAGCCGACCAUGGACCUGGCCAACGACGCGCGCAUCGACCUGCCGCGCCUGAUCCACCUGAUCGAGGACUCGUUUGGGCGCCGCCUCGACGUUCCGCACUACCUUGAGCGGAUCCGGGGGCGGCUAGCGGGCGUCAUCAUCGCGGGCGAGUACGAGGGCGGGGCAAUCAUAACGUGGGAGCAGCCGCCGCCGAUCGAGACAGCCACCGGGCCCGUCGCCCGCCCGCCCGUCCCCUACCUCGACAAGUUCGCGGUGCUGAAGCGGGCGCAGGGCGCGGGCGGCGUGGCCGACGUCGUCUUCAAGGCCAUGGUGCGCAGCUGCCUCCCGGACGGCGUCGUGUGGCGCUCGCGCCGCGACAACCCGGUCAACAAGUGGUAUUUUGAGCGGGCGACGGGGACGCUGAAGCUGGACGCGUGGGAUCAGACCAAGUGGACCAUGUUCUGGACGACGCAGGGCGUGGAGCGCGACGAGGCGCUGUGGCGGGAUUAUCAGGCCGUGUGUGCGGGCAUCAGGGCGAGUUGGGCGGACACGAAACCGCCGGAUUAG
This is a messenger RNA of Aplosporella prunicola CBS 121167, 2218 nucleotides long. RefSeq lists its product as uncharacterized. Gene Ontology annotation, cellular component: mitochondrial matrix. NCBI's taxonomy places the organism in Eukaryota, Fungi, Ascomycota, Dothideomycetes, Botryosphaeriales, Aplosporellaceae. Gene Ontology annotation, biological process: L-arginine biosynthetic process. Gene Ontology annotation, molecular function: L-glutamate N-acetyltransferase activity, acting on acetyl-CoA as donor; arginine binding. Bases 56 to 2218 code for a protein of 720 amino acids. The record is from RefSeq and is a predicted model, not a curated record. The transcript is spliced from 2 exons.